This is a messenger RNA of Mizuhopecten yessoensis (Yesso scallop), 720 nucleotides long. RefSeq names its product RNA-binding protein 25-like. NCBI's taxonomy places the organism in Eukaryota, Metazoa, Mollusca, Bivalvia, Pectinida, Pectinidae. The transcript has a single exon. The record is from RefSeq and is a predicted model, not a curated record. The coding region runs from base 1 to 720 and encodes 239 amino acids.
AUGAAACUUGAGGGUGAGGCACUUACCAAGUUCGUUCGAGAGGAACAAGCGCGGGAACGCGAUGAGCGUGAACGUGAACGCGAGGAUCGUCAACGUCAACGUGAACGCGAGGAGAAACUUGCGGAGGCUGAUCGAUUGCAUGAGCUCGACCUUAUCAAGGAAAAACGCGAAAGUCAGGAACGUGACAUGAAAUUACAGCUUAAGAUGGAGAUGGAGAAGGAACGAGAUGAGCGUGCGGUUCGUGAACAUAGCCGGAAACUUGAACUGUUAGAGGUAGAGCAAAAGCCUAACAUGUCCAAAUUUGACCGUGGUAUGAAAUCAUCAACGCGCGGACCGAAACUUCCACCUUUCGAGCAGGAUAAGGACAAUAUUGACUCUUACAUUAGGCGUUUUGAGCAGUAUGCGUCUGCCCAAAAGUGGGAAAGGAGUAGUUGGGGGACCAACUUAGGCGCGUUGCUUAAGGGGCGAGCACUCGACGUGUAUACAAGGUUACCUGUGGAACAGGCGUUCGAUUUUGACACACUCAAGAAAGCAUUGUUAAAACGCUUUGAGCUGACCGAGGAAGGUUAUAGGAAUAAAUUAUAUCUGUGUAGGCCGGAAUCGGGAGAAACGUGUUCACAGUACGGCGUGCGUCUCGAAAGUUACAUGGAACGAUGGCGAGAAAUGGCGAAUACAGCAAAGACAUAUGAGGCACUCAAAGACCUGAUUGUGCGAAACUAG